AUUAUAUUUUUUUAAUUUUUUAUUUUAGAAAUCAUGAUUUAUAGAAGGAGUAAGAACUAAUGGAAAAAAUGACAGGCAUGGCAACUGCUAUGGAAAGACACGUCCAGCAGACAAACGAAAGAUUGCAAUGUAUUAAAGAGGCUUUGAGUACACCGACCGGAUUCCAAAAUGCAGCGAGAGAACUUCUCGAAUGGUGUAGUGAUAGCAGAGCAUUCCAGAAGGUCUUCGAACAAAAUCUUAUCGGUUGUUUGACGGUGGUCAGCCAGGUUGCUGUGCAGCAGGGGUAUGAUUUGGAUCUGGGUUAUCGUUUAUUGGCAGUCUGUGCAGCACAGAGGGACAAGUUUUCACCGAAAUCUGCAGAAAUCAUGAUUUAUAGAAGGAGUAAGAACUAAUGGAAAAAAUGACAGGCAUGGCAACUGCUAUGGAAAGACACGUCCAGCAGACAAACGAAAGAUUGCAAUGUAUUAAAGAGGCUUUGAGUACACCGACCGGAUUCCAAAAUGCAGCGAGAGAACUUCUCGAAUGGUGUAGUGAUAGCAGAGCAUUCCAGAAGGUCUUCGAACAAAAUCUUAUCGGUUGUUUGACGGUGGUCAGCCAGGUUGCUGUGCAGCAGGGGUAUGAUUUGGAUCUGGGUUAUCGUUUAUUGGCAGUCUGUGCAGCACAGAGGGACAAGUUUUCACCGAAAUCUGCAGCUUUGCUGUCGCUAUGGUGUGAAGACUUAGGUCGCCUUUUGCUGCUCCGUCAUCAGAAAAACCGUGAGGGGGACCCGACCCUUCAACCACCCAACAUGCAUCAAUCUGUACAGAAAAAUCUACCUCCCGUUCCCCAAGGGUUUUGCUUUUAUGCUUUAGUAGAAAAAGAGCAAGAUUUUAAAAUGAAUUAUGCAUUUCAUAGGGAUUUUAAUAUAGGAAAAGCAUCUAAUCUCGAGGAAAUUUCACGAAAGAACAAGAAUAAUAAGUAAUAAAAUUUUAAAAGAAAAGUUUAAAGGAAUUAGUUAUUUUUCACUGAUAUCUAAUUAAAAGAAAGUUGCUAAGGUAUUAUUUUUUGUUCAUUGCAGAAUUAAGUUAUCUAAGAAGCUGUAUAAAGAAAAAAAAUAAGAAAAGAUUGAUGUUAAAAUUAAAAGUUUUGCCAGAAUAUCCAAAAUAUUUUUUGCAUUUAAAAAAUUUUGUCUUGUUCUAAUACCUCUUGUCUAGUACAAUCUUUUGUAAUUGCUGAAAAGAACAAAAUGUUUUUCUUUACUAUUGUUGAUGUUUUUAAAUUCAAUCCAAAAGACUUUUUGCACCUUUUGCAUUUUAUUUUCCUCUCCUCUUGUUUUUAUGUUGUUUAUACCACAUUAGUUUAAC
Messenger RNA from Centruroides sculpturatus (bark scorpion), 1343 nucleotides. RefSeq names its product zinc finger MIZ domain-containing protein 1-like. The transcript is spliced from 8 exons. Bases 392 to 961 code for a protein of 189 amino acids. The record is from RefSeq and is a predicted model, not a curated record. NCBI's taxonomy places the organism in Eukaryota, Metazoa, Arthropoda, Arachnida, Scorpiones, Buthidae.